ACAAAUUCGCGAAUCCAUCAAUGUGGUGGUGAAUGUGGGAUUCCGUGUGGGUUCGGUCGAGUCGCGAGUAAUUUGUGCCAGUUAAAACAUUUCGAUUAUUUUUUAUUCCAGCCAGUGUCAGACAGUAUUAAACCAUGUCGCAGGCCUUGAAGAAAAUAUCAGUGCAGCUGUUACGGAAUAAUAAUGUGGAUGCAAUCAACACCGGUCUCCGGGCUAGCAGCACAUGGUGGAGCAAUGUCCAGAUGGGCCCACCCGAUGUGAUCCUGGGCAUCACCGAGGCGUACAAACGGGACACCGACCCCAACAAAGUGAAUCUCGGUGUGGGAGCCUACAAAGAUGACGAGGGCAAACCUUUCAUCCUCCCCUCAGUCAGAAAGGCUGAAGAGAUCAUCCACAGUAAGAAGCUGAACCACGAGUAUGCCCCUAUCGGCGGUGAAGUCACAUACACCGACGCUGUUGCCAAGCUGGCCUUCGGUGAAGACAGCCCGGUCAUCAAGAACAAAUCGAAUUGCACUGUACAGACGCUCUCUGGCACCGGCGCCUUACGACUUGGCCUGGAGUUCAUCACGAAGCACUACGCCAAGGCCAAGGAGGUGUGGUUGUCGGCACCCACGUGGGGCAACCACCCUCAAAUCUGCAACAUGCUGUCGCUCAAACACAACAAGUACCGCUACUUUGACGCCAAGACCAACGGCUUCGACCUGCAAGGAGCUUUGGAAGAUAUUCGCAAAAUCCCGGAAGGAUCGAUUAUCUUGCUACACGCUUGCGCACACAACCCCACCGGAGUGGACCCAAAGAAGGAGGAAUGGCAUCAACUGUCGGCUGCCAUCAAAGAGAGGAAGCUGUUCCCAUUCUUCGACAUGGCGUACCAGGGCUACGCCACCGGAGAUGUCGACAACGACGCCUACGCCAUACGCUACUUCGUGCAGGAGGGCCACCAAGUUAUGCUUGCACAGAGCUUCGCCAAGAAUAUGGGAUUAUACGGCGAGCGCGUGGGUGCCUUGACCUUCCUUUGCGGCGACGCCGAGUCGGCCGCCAAGGUCAUGUCGCAGGUCAAGAUCAUGGUGCGCACCAUGUAUUCCAACCCGCCGCUGUACGGAUCCCGCAUCGUGCAGGAGAUCCUCGGCAACCCGGAGCUGAAGAAACAAUGGCUCGCCGACGUGAAGCAAAUGGCGGACCGUAUCAUCUCGAUGCGCAACCAGCUGCGCGCCGGCAUCGAAGGCGCCGGCAACAAGCAGCCGUGGAGCCACAUCACCGACCAGAUCGGCAUGUUCUGCUACACCGGACUCAAGCCUGAACAGGUGGAGAGGCUGACCAAAGACUUCCACAUCUACCUGACGAAGGACGGCCGCAUCUCCGUAGCCGGUAUCUCCUCAAAGAACGUCAACUACGUCGCCGAGGCCAUGCACAAGGUCACGUCCUAAGCACCGCUAGUGUAAGCCACGCUAUUCCACGAGAUUACGUACCUACAGAGCACAGUAUUUAUUGUAAUGUUCGAACAUUUCUGAACAAAUGUACAAAUACAUUUGGAGUAUUUAUAAAAAAUCGUUUUAUGACAAUUUUAUCUUGAGCUAAAAUGUGAUUUUACUUUCGUAAUACAAUCAUGUCAUUUAUUAGCGUUAAAUAUAUACAGUUGAUUUUUGAAA
Ostrinia nubilalis (European corn borer) is the source of this 1646-nucleotide messenger RNA. It is a transcript of the gene Got2, whose product is annotated as aspartate aminotransferase, mitochondrial. Gene Ontology annotation, biological process: biosynthetic process; L-aspartate catabolic process. NCBI's taxonomy places the organism in Eukaryota, Metazoa, Arthropoda, Insecta, Lepidoptera, Crambidae. Gene Ontology annotation, molecular function: pyridoxal phosphate binding; L-aspartate:2-oxoglutarate transaminase activity. The transcript has 9 exons. The coding region runs from base 135 to 1424 and encodes 429 amino acids. Gene Ontology annotation, cellular component: mitochondrion. The record is from RefSeq and is a predicted model, not a curated record.